CUGUACAUUUACAUGUAGUGGUGGAGUACUCAAACAGACUAUAUAUUCGUACGAAGUGACUUCAUUUCAUCAGUAUUACAAAAUACCAUUAUGCACGCAUUACUUGGCUUGGUAGUCGCCUACUUGGCGGUAAUCGUACAGGGCUUACCAACGAGUCAGAUUGUCGGUGGACACGAUGCUCCGAACGGCAAGUUUCCGUAUCAGGUAUCUUUGAGGCUGGACAACAAACAUUUUUGCGGCGGAUCUAUUAUCAACAACCGUACUAUUCUCACAGCCGCCCAUUGUGUGGCAGGCAAAACUUCGCCUAUCAUUCUCUCGCGAAUCACCGUCCAUGCAGGCACGAACUUUUUGAAACGACCCGGCAUCGUCUACAGACCGAAAAAUAUCACAUAUCACAAGGAAUUUAAUAGAUCUCGUCUAGCAAACGAUAUCGCCGUAAUUACUUUAUCAUCCGUAAUUAAAUACACCAAAUUGAUACAACCCGUACCACUUGCAACCAGUGAUAUCGCUCCCGGCCGUAGGUGCAUCUUAUCUGGAUGGGGACGCAUCUCGAUGGGCGGUGACGUUCCCAAUAAAUUGCAAGAAAUUGAAUUGGUUGUUUAUGAUAGCAGAAAAUGCAAACGGACAUACACAAACUUCCUGAACAGCCAAAUAUGCACGUAUAAAAAAAGGGGGCAAGGCGCGUGCCAUGGUGAUUCAGGUAGUCCUUUAGUCGCCAAUGGUACUCAAAUCGGUAUUGUCUCCUACGGUCAGCCUUGCGCCAUCGGAUAUCCUGAUGUAUAUACGAAAGUAGCCGCUUUCAAAAAGUGGCUGAAACAAAAUGUUUUCGAUAAGGUUGUAUGGUUACCAGAUGGAUACGAUGAAAAGCUAGUAACAAGAAACAUAUAUAAACCCGCGGAUAUAUCUUGUUUUUACCAGUCAGUGAACAUGCAGAAGAUGAAUGGAUAUAGUUUCGUUGCGUUCGUUGUUCUGAUAUACGCUGCUCAUGCUUUGACUCCUCGAAUCAUCGGCGGCAAAGAUGCUCCAGAUGGCAAAUAUCCGUAUCAAGUAUCGUUGAGAUACGAAAUGGAUCACGUAUGCGGUGGAUCUAUCAUUAACAAUCGCACUAUAUUGACAGCAGCGCAUUGCUUGAAGGAGACAGAAAAUUCGCUGAAUUACUGGAAAGUCCACGCUGGCACGAACUUUCUCAAUGAGACAGGCAAUGUUUAUUCAGUGGCAUCUAUCACUAUCCAUGAGAACUACGAUCUGUUCAUUAAUGACAUUGGUCUGAUUCAUCUUGAAGAAUCAAUCGAGUUCAACGCGAAGAUACAACCGAUUAAACUCACGACUACUGACGUUGAUAGUGGAGUUUGCAAAAUAACCGGAUGGGGGUUUAAGGAGCUCAAAAGUUUUAGCUCCGUUUCGAACAACUUACAAGAAAUCGACGUGAUUAUAUAUCCUAACACGAAUUGCAAGACUUCAACGCCUGGCAUAAUGAGAAGUCACAUUUGCACCCUUACCAAAGUAGGAGAAGGCAUAUGCUUUGGUGAUUCCGGUGGACCUUUGGUGGUGGAUGACUUUCAAAUUGGAAUUGUUUCUUCCGGUUAUCCAUGCGCAUUAGGACAUCCGGACUUAUACAUGCGAGUGUAUUCUUUCUUGGAUUGGAUUGCCCAGCAUAUAGAAAAUUAAGCAAUUUGAUGACAUUUAUGGCGAUAAGGAA
This is a messenger RNA of Harpegnathos saltator (Jerdon's jumping ant), 1699 nucleotides long. RefSeq names its product plasminogen. The record is from RefSeq and is a predicted model, not a curated record. Gene Ontology annotation, molecular function: serine-type endopeptidase activity. The transcript is spliced from 11 exons. Lineage: Eukaryota; Metazoa; Arthropoda; Insecta; Hymenoptera; Formicidae. Gene Ontology annotation, biological process: proteolysis. Bases 91 to 1668 code for a protein of 525 amino acids.